This is a messenger RNA of Ilex paraguariensis (yerba mate), 858 nucleotides long. Lineage: Eukaryota; Viridiplantae; Streptophyta; Magnoliopsida; Aquifoliales; Aquifoliaceae. The record is from the annotation of a GenBank genome assembly.
GCUAUCACUAUCACAUAUAACCAGAGCACCUCUCUCUCUCUCCAUGAGUUACAGAUAAAGUAGCAGAAGCAGAGGGAAGCAACCAAUCUGAGUAAAAAUGGAGCAGACCUUUAUCAUGAUCAAGCCCGAUGGUGUUCAGCGUGGCCUGAUUGGUGAGAUUAUUAGCCGAUUCGAGAAAAAAGGUUUCUUUUUAAAAGAAAUGAAGCUUAUACGCGUUGAACGCCCUUUUGCUGAGAAGCACUACGAGGACUUGUCCGCAAAGCCAUUCUUUGACGGCCUGGUUGAGUACAUUAUUUCUGGUGCUGUGGUUGCCAUGGUAUGGGAAGGCAAAAAUGUGGUUGCGACUGGUCGGAAGAUCAUUGGUGCCACUAACCCAUCACUGUCUGAUCCCGGUACCAUCCGCGGUGAUUUUGCUGUUGAGAUUGGGAGGAAUGUUAUUCAUGGAAGUGAUUCAGUUGAGAAUGCUAGGAAAGAGAUAGCACUGUGGUUUCCGGAUGGCACUGUAAACUGGCAGAGCAGCCUUCAUCCCUGGAUCUAUGAGUAAAAUUUGGUCGUGGUUUUGGCUGCAAUUGGCAGCUCCGUGUCCCUUACUCUAUAUUAUCCUAGUUACUGGAAUUUAGUCUAGACGAUCAUUCUGAUAUUACUAUCAGUUCCACUGUUUGGGUUGUUUGCUGCUUAUUUUUAUGGAAUAAUCGUUGUUUCUUAAGUUAUAGUUUGCUAUAAUUGUUGAAGUUAUUCUCAAAUUAUUAUCGUUGUUGUCAUGUUGUGAUAAUGAUGCCAUUUUUUUGAUUGCUGGGGUUUCAUUUGUUUUAGCAUCAGAAUAUUGCCCCCUAAUAUACUGUCGAGAUUAAACUGCAA